UAAUUACAAUAUCAAAAAAUAAAACUGUUACAAUUUUAACUCGAAUUCAAGAACAUCCAAAUACUUUUCAUGCUGAUAAUAAUAUUUUAAUAUGUUUAUACUAUAAUAAACCUGUAGAAUGGAGAUCAAAAUUGACAGUUGAUAAUCAUUGUAAUAGCAAUAUGCAUAAAUCAAAUAAAAGUAUAUUUGAAGCUCAAGAACAUCCAAAGAAACAAAUAUCUAUUCAGACUA
Molecule: messenger RNA, 231 nt
Organism: Scutellospora calospora
Lineage: Eukaryota; Fungi; Glomeromycota; Glomeromycetes; Diversisporales; Gigasporaceae
Source: the annotation of a GenBank genome assembly